This is a messenger RNA of Cornus florida, 726 nucleotides long. RefSeq names its product enoyl-CoA delta isomerase 2, peroxisomal-like. NCBI's taxonomy places the organism in Eukaryota, Viridiplantae, Streptophyta, Magnoliopsida, Cornales, Cornaceae. The record is from RefSeq and is a predicted model, not a curated record. The transcript has a single exon. Gene Ontology annotation, molecular function: enoyl-CoA hydratase activity; delta(3)-delta(2)-enoyl-CoA isomerase activity. Gene Ontology annotation, biological process: fatty acid beta-oxidation. The coding region runs from base 1 to 726 and encodes 241 amino acids. Gene Ontology annotation, cellular component: peroxisome.
AUGUGCACUUUAGAGAAGCGCGGGAACGUCUACUUCCUAACUCUAACGGGAGACGACGAGCACCGGUUAAACCCGACACUCAUAGCUUCUCUCCGUUCGGUUCUCUCCAAUGUCAAGUCGCAGCCCACUCGCGGCUCGGUUUUAAUCACCACAGCGCACGGCAAGUUCUUCUCCAACGGCUUCGACUUGAAGUGGGCCCAAGCUGCUACUUCCGCUUCGGCCUCCAGAGACAGGUUUCUUCAAAUGCUGGAACUCUUCAAGCCCGUUGUCGCCGACCUGUUGGCGCUCCCAAUGCCGACCAUUUCCGCCGUAACCGGCCACGCUGCCGGCGUGGGCGUUAUUCUGGCAAUGUGCCACGACUACAUUCUCAUGAGGAGUGAUCGAGGUGUGCUCUAUUUGAGCGAGCUAGACAUGGGGAUGACCGUACCGGACGACUACAUGGCAUUUUUGAGGUCAAAGGUGGUUUUGGAAGCGGCUCGUCGUGACCUGCUGUUGAGAGCCAUGAAGGUUAAGGCGGAGGAGGCGGUGGCUAUGGGGAUUGUACACUCGGCGCACGGUAGCGUGGAAGGCACGGUGGAAGCUGCGGUGCGACUUGGGGAGGAAUUGGGCAAGAGGAAAUGGGACGGCGAGGUGUAUGCGGAGAUACGAAAGGGGAUGUAUCCGGAGUUACAUGUCAUUUUUGGUUUGGAGAAGAAGACCAUAGUCUCACUCUCUCCACGUCUUUGA